Bemisia tabaci is the source of this 2159-nucleotide messenger RNA. Its product is annotated as transcriptional adapter 2-alpha. Gene Ontology annotation, molecular function: transcription coactivator activity; protein binding; chromatin binding. NCBI's taxonomy places the organism in Eukaryota, Metazoa, Arthropoda, Insecta, Hemiptera, Aleyrodidae. Gene Ontology annotation, cellular component: SAGA-type complex; nucleus. Gene Ontology annotation, biological process: chromatin remodeling; regulation of transcription by RNA polymerase II. The record is from RefSeq and is a predicted model, not a curated record.
UAUGACCAUUACGCCGAUCGUGGUUGACAAUUUCUCUGUCUCAAUUUACUAAUUUUGAUUAUUUUAAGUAGAAACCUGUUUUAUUCAUUGACAGAUCUCUACCACAUAGUAAUUUUUACAUAAUAUCAUUGCAUUCGAGCUUUUGCCCUAUUUUGUCUUUGAAUGUUCUUAUCAUAUAGGGUGUCUGUCAAUAAUGGGCAUAGGAAGGAAGCCAGAAUUUAGUUUAGAAACAGUGUAAUUUUCGCACUAAAUACCUCAUAUAAGACAGCAUUGUAUGUCGUUAUUUCAAGUUAAAAUUCCUCAUAAAUCUUCGACAUGGAUACUCGGAAAAUCAUCUUUGUGCUGUCGCAGGAAAAUUCACUUUCCUUUUGUUCUGAGUGUCUGUUCCAACUUGAGCCCAAUGUUGGUUGCUCGGUUUUUCUUCCAUCAAAAUCAGUGUAUUGCCUAGAUUGCUAUCUCACAAUCAAGAAGAGGAUCACUUAUUUUAAACUUUCUGAAAUAAGUAUAAUAUGCUCUUCCGAGUUCUACAAACUGUAUCAUUGUUUUCUGAAUGAAUUUGGAGUAUGGAAACCUGAAGAAGAACUAGCCUUCUUGGAGGCUGUAGAAAAACAUGGCUACGGUAACUGGGAAGAUAUCACCUAUGUCAAUUCAAAAGCACCUUCUGUCUAUGAAUCUCAUUAUUUAAAAUUUUACGUUGAUCAGCCAUUUAUCUUUGAGUUGGAUGAGUUUGCCAAGAUCAAAUCUUCAGUCCGCAAACCUUUGAGCUUCUAUUAUAACUCUUGUGAUGCUACAUCUGCCUCUUCCAGCAGCUCAAAUUUCACACCAUCAUCAGAAUUCGAAAUGAAAAAAGAACCUGUGGACUGGCACUGUCCCCUGGACUCAAAAACUUUUGAUAAGCCAAGCAAUCAUGAUACUUUCAAUCACUCCAAAAGUAAGCAUGAAAAUUGUAACUGUCCUGAUGAGCUAAAAUUGAGCUCUACCAAAUCUCAAGCUAAACUGGCUCCAUUGGCGUCCAGCACCGGAUACUGUGGUGCCAGAGAUGACUUCAAUAUUUAUCCUUUUGACAAUGCUGAACUCAAUUUAUCAAUAAUGAAUGACUUAAGCGAUUGCACAGUUCCAGAUCUUCCCGUCUCUAAACUUAGUAUGAUCAAUGACUCCAAUCUAUUGUUGAAUUGUUUAUCAUAUGCCUUAAUAGAGAAUUACAAUCAUGUUUUGAAGAGACGAGAGAGAAUGAAGAAAUUUGUGAAGGAAUAUCACCUACUUUACAACCAAAAUGCUUUCUCCUGGCUCAAACAAUACCAGAUUACAUUGAACAAAGAUAUUGUGAGCCACAUAAGCAGAAUGUUGCAGUUCAUUCCAAAAAGUGACGCCAAAGGAAUACUCGGCAACCUUAAACAAAUAGAUGAUUUAAGAGCAAAACUUCAAGACCUUAAGUAUUAUCGAAUCAAAGGCCUGCAGACUUUCAAAGAAGUGGAGCUUUAUAAAGAACUAAAAUUAGACAAGAAGAAGAGAUUCGCCAAAGCUCUUGAAAAUAUUGCAGCCAUAAAAAAAGAUCAAUUUAAUUUGAAAGAUCAUUUAAUUCAGUUGAAUUUUAAAAGAUCCUCUGGUCGAUUAGAUAUUGAAAUUUUACCUGGCUAUGAUAAAUUACUGGAGGAUGAGAAACAACUCUGUGCUUCAGCUCGCAUCAUUCCUGCUUCCUACACACAGUUCAAAGCACUGAUGAUUGCAGAGUGUCAGAGAAAUAAUGGUUUGAGAUUGGCACAAGCACGGAAAUUAAUGAAAAUAUGUGUCAACCGCACAAGGAGAAUUUAUGACCAUCUCCUAGAAAAAGGCUCAAUUUGGCUACCGUCAUCUUAAGUGUACUGCUCUCUUAACAGUUGAAGCUUUACUGUGCCUCGGCCUGUUUUGCACUGUAUAAUUCUCAAUGAGCCCAGGAAAAGCAUGGAAAUAGUACAUAUUGCUAUCCUGAGCAUCAGUAGACUUCUUAGUUUGAAAAGCAUCUCUUAAAUUUUGGAUAAAGGCUUUACUGCUCGGUUCCCUUCAAGACCGGCUUUGAUCCAAGAGUAAUUUCAGUAACUCAUCAGUAUUGUUUCUCAUCUGAAAAUUGGAGGAUCAUCAACUCUUCACCAUGAAUAGGAAUGAUCUAAAUUGCAGCAUUC